Messenger RNA from Mauremys reevesii (Reeves's turtle), 1801 nucleotides. RefSeq names its product zinc finger protein RFP-like. The record is from RefSeq and is a predicted model, not a curated record. The transcript has 7 exons. Lineage: Eukaryota; Metazoa; Chordata; Testudines; Geoemydidae. Bases 145 to 1608 code for a protein of 487 amino acids. Gene Ontology annotation, molecular function: protein binding; zinc ion binding.
GUGAAAUUGGCUGGGUCCUUCCUGCUCUGCAAACAGCAGGAGUCAUUUUCAGGCAAGGAAACACCCCCUUGCUGCUGUAGGCGGGGCAUAGUUUGAAUUCAGGAAUUUGAAACAAAGACUGUUACAAACUGCCCAGAGGAAGCCAUGGCUGCAGAGAACCCCAUGGAAAGGCUUCAGGAGGAAGCGACAUGUCCCGUCUGUCUGGAGUAUUUCACAGAACCUGUCAGUGUGGAGUGUGGGCACAAUUUCUGCCGAGCCUGCAUCAGUCAGUGCUGGGAGGGAUCCGAUACAGCCGCAUUCUGCCCUCAGUGCAGAGAAACUGUGCAACAGAGAAACCUCAGGCCCAACAGGCAGCUGACAAACAUGGUAGAAAUCGCCAAGCAACUGAGUUUCCAGGCAGCAAAGGGAAGAGGAGGGGACGGGGUGUGUGGGGAGCACCAGGAGGCUCUGAAACUGUUCUGUGAAGAGGAUCAAAGCCCCAUCUGUUUGGUCUGCAGAGAGUCCCGGGCUCACCGCACUCACAGGGUGGUUCCCAUCCAGGAGGCUGCCCAGGAGUACAAGGAAAGAAUCCAGGCCCAUUUGAAGACUCUGAGGGAAGAGAGAGAAAAGCUGCUGGGAUUGAAAGUGACUGGAGAGGGGAAUUGCCAGGAAUAUCUGAAACAAACACAAACCGAAAAGCAGAAGAUUGUGUCUGAAUUUCAGCAACUGCAGCAGUUCUUGGAGGAACGAGAACGACUCCUGCUGGCCCAGCUGGAGAAGCUGGACGAGGAGAUUGUGAGGAUCCAGAAUGAAAAUGUCCGUAAACUCUCCGAGCAGAUUUCCCAUCUCAGUGAGCUGAUCAGUGAGAUGGAGGGAAAGUGUAAGAAGCCAGCGAGUGAAUUCCUGCAGGAUAUUAGAUGCACCUUGAGCAGGUGUGAGAAGAGGAAGUUCCAGCAGCCAGAGGAGAUUUCUCCUGAACUGGAAGAGCGAAUCAAUGGUUUCUCUCAGAAAACGAUUGUGCUAUUGGAGACUCUGGGGAAGUUCAAAGACACUCUGCCAUCUGCACUAGAGACAGAAAUAGGAGGAUCUUUAGGAACAUUCAGACACGUGAAUGUGACUCUGGAUCCAGACACGGCUCAUCCCGAACUCAUCCUGUCUGAGGAUUGGAAAAGUGUGAGAUGGGGAGACAAACGCCAGGAUCUGCCCAACAAACCUGAGAGAUUUGACACUGAGCACUGUGUGCUGGGCUGUGAGGGAUUCACCUCGGGGAGACAUUGCUGGGAGGUGGAGGUGGGGGGUCGGAGAGACUGGGCUGUGGGGGUGGCCAGAGAGUCUGUGAGGAGGAAGGGAUGGAUCAGCCUUAGCCCUGAGGGAGGGAUCUGGGCUGUGGAGCGGCACUGGCUGGGUCAGUUCCAGGUUCUCACCUCCCGUGUGACCCCCCUGCCCCUGAGCCGGGCCCCCAGCAGGAUCCGGGUUUGUCUGGACUGUGACCGGGGGCAGGUGACAUUUAUCGAUGCUGGUGACGAGGCCCCGAUCUUCACUUUCCCGCCGGGCUCCAUCCGUGGGGAGAGAGUCCGACCCUGGCUCUGGGUGCUGGGGGUAGGGUCCCAGCUCAGGCUGUGUCCCUGAGAUGGGGUGAAAUAUCCCACUGUGGGCCCUGAAAUCAGCCUUUCUAGCCUCACACGCCCUGGACUCUAUGACCUUGGAGGACUCCUGCCUACCCAACCCCUGGCUCCUCAUCUCUGUGACCUAUGGAAGCCCCUCCCCUUCCCUGCAGCCUCAGGGAUGGAAGCAGGAGGGGUGAAGAACCCCUGGGGUUGCA